GUUCCUUUCAAUCAAAUGUCAUUGAGAGGGCGCAAGACGACAAUAAAUAACUCCAAAAUUAUUUUUUUUCAUAUUCUUCUCUUAGCAAGUUCCAUAUUAGAUUAGUUCAAAAAAACACCAAAACCGAUACUAUAUAUUUCGAAAGCCUAUCAUGAAUUUAGACGAAGAUGUCCCACCGGAGCUCGUCGAGACUGAGACGGAUCCGCACGAGGAGAAACUUGUCAAGGUCCCCAUCACCAUCGUCACUGGAUAUCUUGGAGCCGGAAAGACAACCUUGCUCAACUAUAUAUUAACUGCCCGCCAUGGCAAGAGAAUUGCCGUCAUUAUGAAUGAGUUUGGUGAUUCACUCGAUAUUGAGAAGUCAUUGACUAUAAAUAAGGGCGGCGAGCAAGUCGAAGAAUGGCUUGACGUCGGCAACGGCUGCAUCUGUUGCUCGGUGAAGGAUUCUGGAGUCAACGCGAUUGAGUCACUUAUGGAGAAGAAAGGUGCCUUCGACUAUAUUCUCCUGGAAACCACUGGACUGGCUGACCCUGGUAACCUGGCCCCCUUAUUCUGGGUUGACGACGGGUUGGGUAGCACUAUCUACCUGGACGGAAUCGUCACACUGGUCGAUGCGAAGAAUAUUCUUCGAAGCUUAGACGACCCAUCGGGGAAAGUCGAGGGUCACGAGGACCACGACGGUCACGGGCCUCUUAUGACGACAGCCCAUGUCCAGAUUUCCCAUGCAGAUGUCAUCGUCAUUAACAAGUCAGAUCUGGUCGAACCCGCGGAGCUUGAAAAUGUCAAAGAGCGAAUACAGGCAAUCAACGGCCUCGCGAAAAUUCACGUAACGAAGCAAAGUGUAGUUCCCCAGCUAGAAGGCGUCUUGCUGGAUUUACACGCAUAUGACCAGGUUAAGGCGUUGGAUACCGCAGGAAAGGGACACAGCCAUCUUGAUCCUACCAUCUCCACGGUUUCCAUCGACGUACCACUUUUAGCCCCUGGGCAGCUUGAGCUAGUUGACAGCUGGAUAAGAUCGCUUUUAUGGGAAAGCCAAGUGCCAGGAGAACCGGCUAACUCGGUUAACCCUAUCGAAAUCCAUCGCCUGAAGUCCCGCUUGGUUUUUAAUGAUGGCGGCGUGAAGAUGGUGCAGGGUGUUAGGGAAGUGUUUGAAAUUUUCGAUGGGGAACAGGUCUUUAAUGAAGACGGCUCCGUUCCUCAAGCCGGCAAGCUUGUCCUUAUCGGAAGGGGUGUGCAAGGGAUCAACUUUGAGAAAAGUCUACUAAGCACACUCCGAGAAAUAAAAGGCUAGAAUAUCAUUGUUGGAUAUUUAUGAAUGUACCUAGGUAGGUAUUCGGCUUUAGUUGCUGAUUCCCAGGAGAUAACCUAAGUCAAGAAUCAUGCCAAACUUGGGCUUAUACGUGAACAUAUGCAAUCGAAUCAUUGGUGAAUUAUAUAUGAAGCCACGGCCCUAGCAAUGAUAUAUUGUACAUAUCGAUCUCAUUGGUUACCUAUAUAGCUGUAGAGCUCUAAACAACUUUUACAAUGAGAAUUCCUGUUUCACAAACCAGAAAUGUCUGCUUUUCGAAUUGUGCUACUUGAGAUUCUGAGAAUAAUAACUAACGACAUCACAAACUUCUUUAGGAUAAUAGCUGCAGUAAGUUGAAGUUGGCAUGAAACUUUGAGAAGAUGGGGAAAAUGAAAUAGAAUAAAAUAAAUUGAAAAUACACUAGACCUAUUUAAUGUACCUGUCGGGAAGUUGCAGUGCGGGGGA
Messenger RNA from Daldinia caldariorum, 1753 nucleotides. RefSeq names its product cobW-domain-containing protein. The transcript is spliced from 5 exons. The record is from RefSeq and is a predicted model, not a curated record. Lineage: Eukaryota; Fungi; Ascomycota; Sordariomycetes; Xylariales; Hypoxylaceae. Bases 152 to 1291 code for a protein of 379 amino acids. Gene Ontology annotation, cellular component: cytoplasm.